GAGUUUUCUCUGUGUUGAAAAGAGUGUGUGGGAUGUGUAUUUUGUCGAAAGCUAUGGUCGAAAGGCAUUUUGUGUUAUUUUUUAAUUAAAAUGACAGUAUUUUGAGUUAUCUUAUCCAAUCGUUCAAUAAAUCGUCAACAUAUUGUUUCUCUUCAGAGCGCGCGCGCGGCGCGGGCGUCGGUGCGUCGGCGGCGAUGGCGUCGGCCAUGCAGCAGGUGGUGGUCGUGUGGGAGUGGGAGAACAGCCACCGCCGGUGGCGGCCCUACAGCCCGCAGGUGGUGCAGCUGCUCGAGCGCGCCUUCUCAAAGGGACUCAAGUCGGUGUUCCUGGGUGACGCCGAGCCGCUGCUGUCCAACUUUAGCGUCAACAUCACCACGCUGCGCCAGCUCUGCGACUCGUCUGACCGCGAGCUGGUGGUGCGCCGGCAGUUCUACCUGCCCAGCUCUCCGGCCGGCCGUGGCGCCGUGUGGCAGUGGUCCGGCGACACGCCCGGCGAGUGGCACAGCUACGACAUGGACGUCCAGUGCCUGGUCGAGGCCGUCUGGUCGCUGGGCGAGCAGACGGUGGACGUCAGUAACGUGUUCGCCCACCUGCCCUACAUCAUCAACUUCUGCAACCUGACCCAGGUGAAGAAGACGAGCGGCUUCGUGCGCCAGAUCCGGCGCGCGCAGCAGGCGGCCUACCCGCUCACCAAGGUUCCGGCCGACGAGUUUGUGUUCCAGCCGCCGGCCAUAGAGGAGAUCCGACGGCCACCUGCCACCUCCAAAAAGAAGGAGAAGGACAAGAAGCGCAAGGACAGCAGCGGCACCAAAAAGCUGAUGAAGCAGCUGACUCGGCUGUCGAGUCGGAUCGCCGACUCGCUCGACCCGGACUCGAGUCCUGCGGCGAGUCGGCAGCCGAGUCGCCGGGAGAGUGCCGACUCGGCGGCCACGGCCGUGAGCCGGGCGUCUGCCGUGUCGGCGCGGCUGGCCGGCGGCGGCAGCACGCGACUGCCGGCCGCCGCGGGCCGGCCGCCGGCCCGACCCCCCGACGGCCGACGGCUCAGCGUGGCCACCAUCUCCACCUACAUCAGCCAGAGUUCGCACAGCUCCGGGCGCAGCCUCUGUCUGAUGGAUACCAGCUACCGGGAGGACGAGGUGACGCUGGAGCAGCUGCUGCUGAUGUACACGUCGGUGGUGCUGCCGGCCGCCGGCUGCCUGUGCUGCAUCUGCCGCUACCAGCUGGCAGAGCGGUCGGCCUACGGUGACGACCUGGUCAUCCAGCUCAACGGCUGCGGGCACGCCAUCCACCUCGACUGUCUGAGGGCCAUGGUCGAGACCACCAACCAGGUGCAGUACCUGCAGUGUCCCGCCUGCCAGGCCAUCUACGGCCGGAAGAUCGGCAAACAGCCGCCGGGUCGGAUGUCGACGCGCCGGCUGCCGAUCCCUCUGCCGGGACAUGACUGCGACACCAUAGAAAUCUCCUACAUGAUCUCCCCCGGAAUCCAGGGUCCGGAGCACCCGCACCCGGGCCGGCCGUACAAGGUGCGGGGAUUCCCGCGCAUCUGCUACCUGCCCAGCAACCCGCAGGGGCGCAAGGUGCUGCGGCUGCUGGAGGAAGCGUGGCGCCGGCGGCUGAUCUUCACUGUCGGUCCGUCCCACACCACCGGAGAGGAGGACUGCGUCACCUGGAACGGCAUCCACCACAAGACCGAGCUGCACGGCAACAGCGGCGGCCACGGCUACCCGGAUCCCGGCUACCUGGAGCGCGUCACAGACGAGCUGCGCAGACAGGGCGUCGAGUGACGUCACUGGGGGCAUGGUGACGUCACUGGGGGACGGAACAGCGCCGGAACACAGGGUUUACGCGGUGAGAGCAGUGUUGUGUUUGGAUGUGUUCGAUGUUGCUGAUAUGUGUGUUGAAUUGUUAGUGAUCUGCAAUGGUAGUGAGUUGUAUGUGUCGUAGGCGGGCAUUUUAUCACUGGGGUGCCAUGAUCCAAUAUUUUUGUAAUUUGUGAUGCCGCAAACUAGCAUUUUUUCACCCUUAUACGCAGCUGCUAUAUCUUUUUAUUAUGAAAUCCCAUGCGUCUCUUUAGGACUGCCAGUUGAUAUUUUCUUCUGAAACCAUAAGCUGUCAGGCUUUUUCAUAUUUUCAGUGCCACCAGCUUGAUAUUUAGCCAUGAAAAUAUUGAAUUUCAGAUGCUGGUGCGUUGUUGCGUAUAUGCUAUAUCUGAGCUCAGACGCUGUAAUUGAGCUUUCGUUUUCCCUGCAUCUGAACAGUUGGCCUUUACAAUGUGCGACAAUUGACAAAGGAUCUGAAAAGCGUAUUUAUUUAGCAGGGCUCAAACAGUCUGCUGAUGCCCAGCCCAGUGCCAUAAGCUCUACCAUACGGACUGAAAUCGGCAGGUGUCCUUAACAUGAGUCGGCAGUCAUCCGAGACGGCUGACACGCUGAGAGCAACGAUCGCCUUUCCUCGCUCUGAACUCGAUCAAAGAAAUGAGCAACCGUCGUUUGCAGUGUGGUAUAUGAUUGUAAUGUCGCAUUCGCCCACGAGAUUUAUAGGCAAUGAUGAGUAGGAGCGACUCUUAGUAGCAGCUUUUAAAACCAUGGCAAGCAGAGCGUAUUUAUAUUGAAAUGUGGUAAAACCGACUGUUAGCAAGUGCCUGACAAUCAUUGUGCUUUCACGUUAUUAGAGUAAGCGGUUGAACGAUACAGCUGCAUCGGACUUUGAAAGCACAAUAUGCAGCAGUAUGAUUUUCGUGGUACGUCAUCGUCAAUAAAUUUGAUAGCUGUAGCAUUGCUAACACGUUCAAUGAUGGUACAAACGUAGCAACUAGCGCUCGCUUGUCUGUCGAGCUGACGCUUUGAUGGCAUGAACAAUAAAUAUGCAUGUUUUCUCAUAUAGCACAAGUGCCAAGGAGAGAAAUUGUUUCUCAGCCAACACGUGAAAGUGGCGGGUGAGAGCGUGUUUUCAAAGCCAGCGUCUUCCAAAGUGACCAUUCGGUUGAUAUCUGGUCAUGAUUACCGUGUUGUCACUUCUGGCUGUCCGGGUCAGACAGCAGUUGCUGGAUGUGUUACAUACCAUUACCAUACCAGCACUGGUGACCUGUCCUCUGACCUGUUACGUGUCGAUGGCUCACACGGGCUUGUAUUGGCCACCAUGUGACUUACGUAGCACAGCUCAAGGUCGUGCGGUGACCGUGAGCAGCUGGAGGAUAAUGUUACUUACCUUGAUAAAAUGUUUUAUCUUAGCGUGCCUAUAUUUCUAAGAUAAAAUGUACAAACUCUAUGACAAUAUGUGCUGCUUGUCGUUGGGCCUCUUGGCCAACCGUAAGAUUCAUCAGUUUCGUGUAUAUGUGACAUUUCAAUCGAGCAUCAUCGUUUGCUGUCGCCGUGUGUAAUAUAAAUGCCUACUGUUAA
Amphibalanus amphitrite is the source of this 3398-nucleotide messenger RNA. Its product is annotated as probable E3 ubiquitin-protein ligase DTX2. Lineage: Eukaryota; Metazoa; Arthropoda; Thecostraca; Balanomorpha; Balanidae. Gene Ontology annotation, molecular function: zinc ion binding; ubiquitin protein ligase activity. Gene Ontology annotation, cellular component: nucleoplasm. Gene Ontology annotation, biological process: protein ubiquitination; Notch signaling pathway. The transcript has 9 exons. The record is from RefSeq and is a predicted model, not a curated record. The coding region runs from base 195 to 1784 and encodes 529 amino acids.